CGAUAAACGAAGCAGAAUACACCGCGCGUUAAAUUUCCCUAAAGUGUGAAAUGUGCAACCUCAACGAAUGGCAUCCAUUCAUUCCUAGAAAGCAUCGCGCUCAUUUCAAACGUAUCGCGGUUACCUUCACUCCGCAAUAGCGCCAAAAACCAUUCAAAACAUAAAAACCGGACGGUCAAAUGCUGUUUUAUAGCAAGAAACGAAGAAAUAGUGCAGUAAGUGUUUGUUAAAGAUGGGAACUCAGUGUCAUUAUUGUGGAACUACCUUGUGGAUGUUUACUAGCAUCGCUUCAGCUGUUGGAACAAUAAUAGGAAAUGUAUUAACUCUUUCUGCCAUUUUGAUGAGCAAAAAGCUGUCCUCUAUGAUGGCGAACUAUUUUGUUUUUAGUCUUGCAGUGAGUGAUCUUAUGGUCGGAAUAACAUUACCAUACCACAUGCUCUUUUAUACUAUCGACGGUUUUGGAAACAUAAAAUACACCUGUCUUCUCAGAUUCGUCCUAACUUCAUUUGCAAGUUCUAGUUCGAUAUGCAACCUAUUAUUUAUUGCCAUGGAUAGGUACUUGGCUAUAGUAUAUCCUUUGCACUACACCAGGUUUAUGGUACAAAAAUUUGCAUUUACCCUCAUUACAAUUGGAUGGGUUGUGGCUUUCACUACUGCGUUUGUACCGCUAGUGUGGAACGAAUGGACCGAAGGGGUAACUUGCGAAAUCGUUAACGUUUUUCCUCAAAAUUACAUGCAAUAUAUACUACUGCCAAUGUUUUCAUUAGUCUGGACAACGAUGCUUCUUCUUUAUACCAGAAUAUGUCACGAGGCAUCUGGACAACAUAAGAAGAUUAUGGUGUCUGGGAAUUUACAUCAAUCAAAAUCAUUUCAGAUGACGCUGGUAAUCCUAGGUUGUUUCACAAUUUGCUGGCUGCCGUACUUCGUGAUUGUCAUUUACAUAAGGACGACGAAAAACGAUCAAACCGCAACGCUGUAUGAGAUUUUCUUUAACUUGGCGAUGGCUAAUUCCUGUAUGAAUCCGUUAAUAUACGCUUGGAAAAACAAAACUUUCCGAAAGGCAUUUCUGAAUUUGAUGAAAUGUCGGCAUCCAGAUAGGAAUGCGCAUUUUGUAACAAAUCAUGUGCCGAGCAAGAGAAAUUCUGUCAAUGGUAUUUGGAAUGUCAAUUGCCAACGGGAAGAGCUGACAACUGGAACGGAAAUGUCAACUCAUGAUGAUAAAAUAGAAAAUAAUGUCAUUCAGAGGAUAACGGAUAAUUCUACGACUUUAUCCCAAACAUAGAGCUAGUGUAAUUUUCUGUGACUUAAAAACUGUGAAAAUCGUUCAUGAUUGACUAAAAAAUGUGAUACAACUUAUUUAUUUAUAUUGUUAUAUUUACGUAAAUAAGAAAAGUUGUUUUUGUGAUAUUAUAAUUUAUUAAAUUAAGAACUAUUUUAAAACUUUUUUACUGUGUUAUAGUGUUAGUAAAAUUUUGGCUAAAAUAAUUAUGAAAAUAAAAAUUCC
Psylliodes chrysocephalus is the source of this 1504-nucleotide messenger RNA. Lineage: Eukaryota; Metazoa; Arthropoda; Insecta; Coleoptera; Chrysomelidae. The record is from the annotation of a GenBank genome assembly.